Messenger RNA from Xyrauchen texanus (razorback sucker), 6568 nucleotides. Its product is annotated as alpha-mannosidase 2-like. Gene Ontology annotation, biological process: mannose metabolic process; protein deglycosylation; N-glycan processing. The transcript has 22 exons. Gene Ontology annotation, molecular function: carbohydrate binding; alpha-mannosidase activity. Bases 207 to 3671 code for a protein of 1154 amino acids. NCBI's taxonomy places the organism in Eukaryota, Metazoa, Chordata, Actinopteri, Cypriniformes, Catostomidae. The record is from RefSeq and is a predicted model, not a curated record. Gene Ontology annotation, cellular component: Golgi membrane.
CAAAACUUUGAAGACAGGUCGCGGACGAAUUAGUUUCACGGAUAGAUAGAGCGAUUUUUUACGACAUUUCUCUCUAAAAGUGGCACUUCCUCGUGUAUUUCGGAUUCACUUGUGCUUUCUGUCACCUACGGGACCUCCGUUCACGGGCUUAAAAGUUUGGCGUUCAUGUGAAUGUACAGGAUCCUUCCACAACAUUCAUCUGAGACAUGAAGCUCAGCAGACAGUUCACAGUUUUUGGCAGUGCCAUAUUCUGUGUGGUGGUAUUUUCCUUAUACCUGAUGCUGGAUCACAUAGACCAAAGCAAAAACCCAAAUGGAGAGAGAAUUCAAAACGGCCAGCUUGGUAUUCUGCAGGACAAAAUAGAUCACUUAGAAAGUCUGCUUGCACAGAACAAUGAGAUCAUUGCCAACAUCAGGGACUCUGUGAUUAACCUGAAGGAAAGUGUGAAAGAGGGGAAAGUGUUUCCUGAAGGGAACAUCAGUCAGGGGAUCUCAGAAUUGCUUCCCCCUGCUCCUGCGCUGCUCCCCAUUGACUCUGAGGACUGCCAGUUUGCCGCACGGACAUACUCCAAGUCAGCUGAUGGAGUGCAGAUGUUGGAUGUUUACGAUCUGCUCAGCUUUAAUAAUCUUGACGGUGGAGUAUGGAAACAAGGCUUUGAUAUCUCUUAUAAGGAGAAUGAAUGGGACAAUGAGCCACUGCAAGUAUUUGUUGUGCCCCAUUCACAUAAUGACCCCGGCUGGUUGAAGACAUUCGACGACUAUUAUCGAGACCAGACGCAACACAUCCUCAACAACAUGGUGGUCAAGUUAAGCGAGGACAUCCGGCGGAAAAUGAUCUGGUCUGAGAUUUCGUAUUUUUCAAAAUGGUGGGAGACUAUCGAUGAGCAGAAACGGGACGCUGUCAAGAGACUGGUAGACAGCGGUCAACUGGAGGUGGCCACAGGAGGCUGGGUGAUGCCUGAUGAAGCCAACACACACUACUUUGCAUUGAUAGAUCAGUUAUUUGAGGGUCACCAAUGGCUGGAGAGAAAUUUGGGAGUGAAACCAAAGACCGGCUGGGCUGUGGAUCCUUUCGGUCACACUCCUACCCAGGCAUAUCUGCUCAGACAGGCCGGUCUGUCUAACAUGCUGAUCCAGAGAGUUCACUACUCAGUGAAGAAACACUUUGCCUCUCAGAAGUCCCUGGAGUUCUUCUGGAGACAGAAUUGGGAUCAGGACUCUAGUUCAGACAUUUUGUGUCACAUGAUGCCAUUCUACAGCUAUGAUGUUCCUCAUACAUGUGGACCUGACCCAAAGAUAUGCUGCCAGUUUGACUUCAAAAGGCUCCCGGGUGGAAGAGUCAGUUGUCCUUGGAGAAUCCCACCUCAAGCCAUAACGAAAACCAACGUAGAGGAGAGAGUUCAGGUACUGUUGGACCAGUACAGGAAGAAAUCCAAGCUCUUUCGUACCAAGGUGCUGCUGGCUCCUCUUGGAGAUGACUUCCGCUACACUGAAGCUGUGGAAUGGGACCAGCAGUUUGAGAACUACCAGAAACUUUUUGACUUCAUGAAUUCUCAUCCUGAGCUCCACGUCAAGGCCCAGUUUGGCACCAUUUCGGAUUACUUUGAGGCCUUGCGUAAAAGCACUGGCAUGGAUCCUGUUGAAAUGAAUGUUGGCGAGCUGGCCCUGCCCGUGUUAAGUGGAGACUUCUUUACUUAUGCAGAUCGAGAUGACCAUUACUGGAGCGGAUACUUCACCUCACGUCCAUUCUAUAAACGGCUAGACCGGUUGCUGGAAUCAUACCUCAGGGCAGCUGAGAUACUCUACUCUUUGACCUUGGCUGAUAUUCAGCGGUUUGGCAAACCCAGUGCGGUGGGUUACCCUGCGGUGGAUAAUUACAAGUUACUGACAGAAGCCAGACGCAAUCUGGGUCUCUUCCAGCACCAUGAUGCCAUCACGGGCACAGGCAAAGACUGGGUGGUUGUGGACUAUGGAACUAGGUUGUUUCACUCCAUUCUGAAUGUGAAGCGAGUGAUUGUAAGCUCCGCACAUUGGUUGGUGCUUAAGGACAAACAAACAUACAGCCAUGAUGCUUCUAAUCAUUUUCUUCAAAUGGAUGAUGUUCAGCCAGCGCAAGAUGCCUUACCUCGAAAGACUGUUCUGGAAGUUCGCGAUAAGCCAAGGUUGGUGGUGGUUUACAACCCCACAGAGCAGGCCAGGACAUCUAUGGUUACUGUGUACGUGAACACUCUUCACGUGCGUGUGCUCAAUGCUCUUGGGCAGGUUGUCCACGCUCAGAUCAGUGCAGUAUGGAACGAUGCCACCCACCCUGACACUGAUGUCUUCCAGUUGUCGUUUGUGGCUCACGCUGCUCCGCUGGGUCUGAGUGUGUACCAGCUUAUGGAAGGAAUGGAGCCAAGGACAGAAACUCCCAAAUACACGUUCCUAAUGGAAGACAAGCGCAUUGCAGUCAGUGGACUAGACCAUUUCAGAUUGUCCUACCAGGAUGAUGCUGCUCCUUUGCAGAUUGAAAAUCCUCACCUGAAACUCACCAUCUCUGCAGCUACAGGUCUUCUAGAGACAAUGAGGCUGGAGGAGGAUGGCUCAGAGCACCAGGUCAGGGUUGAGUUUGUUUGGUAUGGCACAACCAGCAACAAAGACAAGAGCGGUGCUUACCUGUUUCUGCCAGAUAAAGAAGCUACAAGUUACUCUCCCUCUCAGCCGACUGUGAUUCGAGUCACCAAAGGGCCGCUGUUUUCUGAAGUCACCACUACCUUUACGCACAUCACACACACUAUCCGCCUCUACAACAUUCAGGGUGUAGAGGGCCAGUCUGUUGAGAUCUAUAACACUGUAGAUAUAAGGGGCGAAUUCAACCGUGAAAUUGCAAUGAGGAUAACAUCGGAUCUGAAUAGUGAGGAUCGAUUCUUUACCGACCUCAAUGGUUACCAGGUGCAGCCGAGGAAAACUAUGGUUAAACUCCCCCUGCAGGCAAACUUCUACCCGAUGACCAGCAUGGCCUACCUGCAGGACUCCAGCGCCAGACUCUCUCUGCUCACCGCACAGUCGCUGGGAGCGGCCAGCCUCAAGAGCGGUCAGCUAGAGGUGAUUAUGGACCGCAGACUGAAUCAGGAUGAUAAUCGAGGUUUAGGUCAGGGAGUGCUGGACAAUAAAAUCACUGCUAACUCCUUCCGCCUACUGUUGGAAAAGAGGAGCUCUGCGGAGGAGGGCCAGAAAGAGGAGAAUGCCCCAUAUAGCUACCCAUCUAUGCUAAGUCACAUGUCUUUCAUGUACCUCAACCACCCCCUCAUCUCCAUGGCAACCAGUCUAGACUCAGCCGCUCUAUUCUUGACCCCCUACAAUCCUCUGAGCGCCUCCUUCCCCUGCGACAUUCACCUGGUCAACCUGCGUGCCAUCCAGUCUAAGGAGGAAGGGGGCGGUCCAUCCGAGCAAGCAGCUUUGAUACUGCACAGGAAAGGCUUUGACUGUGGCUUCUCCAAUCGGAACACUGGCCUACUGUGUACCACCACACGUGGCAAGAUUCAUAUACAGACGCUCCUAACAGAUCUGAAUGUGAGAAGCAUCACUCCUGCCUCACUGUCUUUGAUGCACAUACACAAAAGUGAGUCAGACCAGCAGAUGAUCAGCCUUAAACCCAUGGAAAUCAGGACUUACCGCCUGCAGCUGAGCUGAACCAUGCAACAGCCGCAGUCGCAUCUUCUUUUGUCAUUACAUACUGGCUCAUGUUCUCAGUGUUUUAGACAGGAGCAUUUAGGACUCAGUGAGUGAUUUUCAACUUUAUCCUUAAGCUUCACAGCAAAAGUGCAAUAUAAAUCUAAAGGAAUCCCCAACCAGCUCUCUCAGGAUAUUUUAAAAUAACAUAGAACUUAGUGUGAUUCACUGUGCUGCGAGUUGACUUCUUUUGCACUGGGAAUGUGUAGUUUUCUUGUUCAGUUUUAAAAGUGAAAUCGCUGUUCUUGCUUAUGUUACUUGAUUAAGAGAAAUGUUUGGCCUGUUUGCUCAUAGGGCUUCUGCUCUGUUCAUUUUAUUGUUACAGUUCCCUGAAGACAUUGAAUUGUAAAAUAAUUGAAAUCUUGGCAGAGGAUUUGUUUUUUAAAUAAUUGGAAUCUUGUUUUUUUCCUGAAUUAGUUUUUGUUUUGUUUGUUUUGAACAGAGGACUUGUGAUCUAUUGAUUGUGUCUUUACAAUUCCUGGAUGAAAGGUGUUUAAAAUCUUUCAUCAAGUUUUGUGUUUUGUUUUGUUUAUCUAUUGAUUGUGUCUUUACAAUUCCUGGAUGAAAGGUGUUUAAAAUCUUUCAUCAAGUUUUGUGUUUUGUUUUGUUUAUCUAUUGAUUGUGUCUUUACAAUUCCCGGAUGAAAGGUGUUUAAAAUCUUUCAUCAAGUUUUGUGUUUUGUUUUGUUUAUCUAUUGAUUGUGUCUUUACAAUUCCCGGAUGAAAGGUGUUUAAAAUCUUUCAUCAAGUUUUGUGUUUUGUUUUGUUUAUCUAUUGAUUGUGUCUUUACAAUUCCCGGAUGAAAGGUGUUUAAAAUCUUUCAUCAAGUUUUGUGUUUUGUUUUGUUUAUCUAUUGAUUGUGUCUUUACAAUUCCCGGAUGAAAGGUGUUUAAAAUCUUUCAUCUAGUUUUUUCUUUUUUGCUAUUCCAAAGUUCUUGCUAAGAAUUGUGCCUUAGUCCUACAUGGUCUUAAUGUGAUAAAAUAAGAAAUGUUGAAAGCUUUUAUAAUAACAGACAACAUUUGUUUUUAUCAUUUGCCAUUGCUUUCCAGACAGAAAAAUGCCUGAAAUGUUUUAGUUCUCCACAAUCAAACUUUUUUUUGUUGUUGUUGUUUUUUUUGCAGUUAUCUCAUCACUGCUGCUUAAUUUUUGGUUUUGAGUUUAUAUUUUAGAAUUUGUAUGUGUAAAGUAUUGCGAAUAUUAUUACUGCUUUCAAAAUGUUUUCUUGAACACUUCCCCCAUCUACCAUUGGUCUGAAAAACAGAUAGUCUUGCCCUAAACUCAUGCCAUUGGUUGAGUCAAUGUUUCGAAAGCAGUACAGAGACACAGUGUUUACACAUAACAGGGAAAUCAACCUACAAAUGGCUUACUUACAGUGGCAAGAAAAAGUAUGUGAACCCUUUGGAAUUAGCUGCAACACACAAACAAUUAUAAUCUUUUAUGUCUUUAUUGAACACAUCCCAUUAAACCUUUACAGUGCUGUGGAAAAAGUAAGUGCACCCUUUGACUUAAGUCAAAGUUAUUAACUGGUUGCGGAUUAGACCUGCACAAGCUAUACUUGCAUUAUGUAGUUUCUUUGCUUUAAAUGUUCUUUGAUAAUUGCUAGUGAUGCAAAUGACUGCAAGUUACAUGUGUUUAUCAAAUUUUUGAAAUAGGUGAUUUAAUUCCAAUCAAGAAGAUGAAAUGAAGAUGAUUUUAUAUUUUUACACUUUCACACACAUUGUACUUGUCUUUUAUAUAUUUUUUAAACGAUUAUUGUCAUUAUCUGUUUUUACAAUGUAUACAGAGUAUAUAUUGGUCAGUCCCCUAACUUGUCUAUUUUACACAGUCUGAAGGAUUGUAAAUAGGUUUGUGAACAGCAUAACUUCACCAAAGGUGGGUGAAUGAUUGUGUGUACUAAAGAAUGUGGCUUCCAUUUUAAUCCCAGAGAAGAUACAUUUUAGAGAAGAGAUUAAAUUUGUCAUUUAAUUUAUUUGGUUAUUUGAAUACAAACAUAUUUAUUUAAAUAUAAAUAAAGUUCUGGCUAUGGGGAUUUCAUUAGUUGGAAGUGGUGCUUGUUAAAAAACAUGUGGUUGUAGUUAAUAUGGAUUUUUAAAACUAAACUUCAUUUGAUUGUGUUGAAGUGUAGUUAAGAAAGGAAAAAAUCAUUUUAGAACCUACAAUUGAUGUAUACAUAACACAAUUACACAAUCAAUCUAUGCAAAUAUUAUUAUUUUUUAUCUUAUGCAGCAAUGUUUUGUUUUUUUUAACCUGCAGGAUUGUGGGAUCACACAUUAUGUGGGACGUUUACCUUAAAUCUCAGACUUCCUGCUGUGAAAAAUUAUCUAAGUGAUCCCAAAUUUUAACUGACAGUUUUAUAACACUUUCUAAAAUGUAGGAGAUCAAUCAAAUUUUCAAGCAUUCAAUCAAGUCUUAACUUGUGUUCUGGGUGUCUAUUUUUGGGGUGUAUUUAUUUAUUUAUUUAUUAAUCAGCAGUGAAUAUAAUUGGCCACUUGUCUUGCGCGUGAAGGAUGAUUGUUUGUUGACUUGCUACUGUGUUUUAAAAAAAAAUGUUAAUUGAGUUGGGUCAGUCUGUUGUUCUGUUUCUGUUUGAUAAAAUAUUGACUGGCAUGUCAUUCUGUUGUUCAGUCAAAUGUUUUGCGAUCACUGUAUUCCAACAUAGCUGCUUAAUUCACUCUUCUCUUUAUGACCAAAUAUGUCUGUGACUGUAUAGUAAAUCAAGAUUUGAACAAUGCUUUUCUUGCCCUGUGAGAACAUACUACUUUUUUUUAUAUAUUGAAAGAUUAUGCAUCUUUUUUUUACUAGUGUUGCUAAUUAAAAUGUCUGUCUAUCAUUGAAUGGAAUGUGGAAAAAUAAAACAU